Molecule: messenger RNA, 396 nt
Organism: Aspergillus pseudonomiae
Lineage: Eukaryota; Fungi; Ascomycota; Eurotiomycetes; Eurotiales; Aspergillaceae
Product: VOC family protein
Exons: 2
Coding region: 1-396 (131 amino acids)
Source: RefSeq, a predicted model, not a curated record
AUGGCCAUCGAUCACCUUAGUCUUCACGUUCCCGAGGCCAAAUAUCAAGAAUUCCUCAAGCUCUACCUCGCUGCACUCAAGCCACUAGGGUACGAGAUCCGCCAGCAGCUUGACGGGAAAGCUGUGGGAAUGGCAUCGAACUUGGAUACUGGCUUUGUUGCUCCUGUGGACUUUUGGGUCAUUAGUGACAAGGAUGUCCCAGCCUACCCCUCACACCUUGCAUUUCGUGCACCUGACCGUGCCAGCAUUGAAGCCUUUUAUAAUGCGGCUAUCAAGGCCGGAGGUGUGGACAACGGUAAACCUGAAUUGCGCACGAUGUACCAUGCGAAUUAUUAUGGGGCAUUUGUCAUUGACGCAGCUGGUAACAACAUUGAGGCAGUAUGCCAUCGACCUUAG